AUGCGCCUUCUGCGCCUUGAAGGUGACGAUGGGUUCAGCCUGGUCGAAUUCUUCGGCAGUGACUUACCGCCAUACGCCAUUCUGUCACAUACUUGGGGAGCGGACCGGGAUGAAGUCACCUUUCGAGACUUGACAGAGGGUACAGGCAAGGAGAAGGCCGGUUAUCGCAAACUUGCCUUGUGCAGAGACCAGACUGCGAAAGACAAUCUCGAGUACUUCUGGGCAGACACUUGUUGCAUCGACAAGUCUUCUAGCGCUGAGUUGUCGGAAGCUAUCAACUCGAUGUUCGCUUGGUAUCGUAAAUCUGUCGUCUGUUAUGCGUACCUGUGGGAUGUUGUGGAUAAACCGCCAUGUGGUGCAGAAGACACGAAUCGAAAUGCGAAAGAGUGUGUAUGUACACCUGAGAACUGGACGAAUAGCCGCUGGUUCAGUCGAGGCUGGACAUUGCAGGAACUCAUUGGCCCAAAGGCCGUAGAGUUCUACUCCAGAGACUGGAGCAUGAUCGGAACAAAAGCCACACAGUCAAAACGCAUCUCACAGCGAACGGAAAUUCCGGAGCCUCAAAGGAUGUCAUGGGCCGGCGGCCGCAGUACCAAAAGAGAAGAAGACGAAGCCUACUGCCUCCUCGGAAUCUUCGACAUGAACAUGCCAUUGAUAUAUGGUGAAGGCAAAAAGUCGUUUGUUCGUUUACAGCUAGCAAUCUUGGACCAGGAAGAAGACUACAGCAUCCUUGCUUGGUCCCGUAUGAAAGAUGACAAUUCAUUGACAGGGCUACUCGCGUCUUCUCCUCUAGACUUCUCCACGAAGACUCAUUCAGGCACUCGAAAGACAAAUCGAAGGAGACCUCAAAUUCCCAAGGUAUCGUAUACUAAAUCCACGGCAAGAGCAUUCUUUCGAAGGUGGGUGCCGCAGAGCAAUCUGCCAGCACUUUUGGCAGUACCUUACUACCGUCUGCUCAACACGGAUUACGAAUCUUUACAGUCAUAUGUACCUUCCAGAGCCGGCUUGAGAACCGGUGAAAAACUUCCUGAUUGCAUUUCAGUGAAAGUCCCAAGUGUACCAGUGCGAGCGACUAGCCGAGGUCUUCACCUUUCUCUACCAGUCAGAAUGUCAGAUGAUCCAAAGGUUCAUUCGAUAGCUUGGAUCUACUGUAUCUAUCAAGGCCGCCUUCUCUGCAUCCUACUACGACAAAGCGACUCCACAGUCUUCGCCCGACAUUCUCCUACAUGGCUAUUCACCGUUGAUGCCAAGUUUUUGAAGGAAUUUGAGAUGCAAGAGGUUUACUGUCACGUGUCUAGUCCAGUCAUUCCAAUGGGAGGUAUAAGUGGCUCGUCACAUGUCUUCCACAUUGGUCUGGCGGAAUUAGGCAAAACUGAAGAGGCAGCAGAGAUUCGCAGAAUCCGCAAAGAGUCGAGCAAGAACAGAACGAAGAUUACAAAAAUCCGGGCGCUCAUCAGCGACCUUCGACACAUCGAUCCAGCCAAUGUGACCGUGCUUGAUCGAAUAGAUGUAUGGUGGUUGGACCGCCUCAAGAUCUACAUAGAGGACAAAACAGCAAGCUCCUGGAAUUGGGCGCCAUUGCAACCUCCCCGACGGCCGUGCACAACAGAUUUGUGGCAUCUGGAAUGGAAAUGUGUAAGCUGA
Parastagonospora nodorum SN15 is the source of this 1644-nucleotide messenger RNA. RefSeq lists its product as hypothetical. NCBI's taxonomy places the organism in Eukaryota, Fungi, Ascomycota, Dothideomycetes, Pleosporales, Phaeosphaeriaceae. The record is from RefSeq and is a predicted model, not a curated record. The coding region runs from base 1 to 1644 and encodes 547 amino acids. The transcript has 2 exons.